GAGAGGCAGAGCGCGCGGAGCCCGGGCAAUGCAGUGACCCCGACUCUAAAACAACUGCUGCAGCAGCAAAAAAAGAGUGAAAUUUGCAAAAUAUUACAACAGUGCAACGACAGAGGGGGCGGCAGAUGUUUCUUACGGCUGCAUUGCAUUCCCUGCGGAAAAUCAGAUGAAAAUUUAAUUUGUAAUGGGGAGUUACUGACGCUGAGCUCUGAAACACACAGCACCGUUUCUUCAAUUCGCUGAGGUUUUGUUUUUAUUACUGUACUGUAUUUUUUUUAAUAAGUUGGAGCUUGGAAGGCAAAUGGUCUCAUUAAACCACAGUGAGCCACUGUGUAUUACUGACCUGCUGACACCUUCAGGGAGUGACUGUAGUGGACAACAUGGCGAAUUGGCAUCAAAUGCAUCAUUGCUGGAAGACGGUGGCAGUGAUGGAUGUAGCCCUCGAUCGUGUUCAAGCCCAGACUCCCAGGAUGCUAACUACAUCAGUGUCCACUCCAGCCUGCUGGAGAAAUAUAGCAUGUUGGGAAGGAUGUUGGUCUCAAAACUGGACCCGCAACAAACCACAGCCUCUGAAGGUUGUUCCGAGGUGUUUGAGGCACAGGUGAAAAUGCCUGACUUUAGCCCCACUUUGCCGGGGGACUUUAUUCCCACAUUAGAGGAAAUUGAAGAAUUCUUGAAAGAAAAAAUGGAAAUCGUCAAAGAUGGACUUGCGGAAAACAGUGCCACCACAGAAAUAAAAGUGGAGGUGAAAUCAGAAGCUUUGGGUGACUUUUCAUUAGAAUCCAAUGAAUGUUUUUUGUCGUCUUCAGACAGCACUGGGCUUGGAUCAGCUCCAGAGGUGACUGUCACAGCUGCGACUGGGAAUGUUCCCAUGAUUCUUCAGCUUCAGCCUGUCCACGUGCCUAGUGCAUGCCCAACCACACAAACUCCAAGCAGCGUCAAAUUGACUCAGUUCGUGGUUAAUGUCCAGGGCCAAGCCUUUGCCUUGGUGCCUCAGCGGGCACAGACUCCACCAAACACUACAACCCGCCAGUUUGUAAAAAUUGCACCCCUGCCAAUAGCAGCCAGGUCUGUGGCUGUUGGUAGCUUGGUGAAUGUGGUUGAGGCCACCCAGAAGCUUCAGAAAUCUGCUGAUGUAAUCAGAGUGCAUAAGUGCUCAUUCCCGGGAUGUAACAAGAUGUAUACCAAAAGCAGCCAUUUAAAGGCCCACUACAGGCGUCACACAGGGGAGAAACCUUACUCAUGCACUUGGCCAGAUUGUGGAUGGCGGUUUUCUCGUUCAGAUGAGUUAUCCAGACACAAACGCUCCCAUUCUGGAGUGAAGCCAUACCAGUGUCACAUCUGUGAGAAGAAAUUUGCCCGCAGCGAUCACUUAUCCAAACAUGUGAAAGUACAUCGGGGACUAAGAAAUGGCAGAAUAACUAGAACAGCCAGUUAACAUUUGGCUGUCUGUCUCCUUUUAUCGGAAAGUAUACCAGAGCCAUUGAACUGUAAAUGGAAUGUACAGAAGAUAUCACAAUUAUUAAUAUGUGUCCGUAGUCUUUGAAUGUGGGUGGGAAUGGGUUUUAACACUCAGUUUGAAAAGUUAUUUCUCGAAGUAACAAAUGAAUUGCAUUUCUAAUGUAAAUUUUACUCAUCCUCACUUCAUGACUUCAGAAAGGUUGGUUGGUUCAUAUUUAUCAUUGUAGUAUCGACUCUUUGGGCUGAUGAGAUGUCAGUGUAGAGAAAUCAAUGUCAAGGACUCCACAGGUAAAUAUAACAUGGGAUUGAUGAGAUAUAGAUGGGAGAUUUGAGAAUUUCUUUAUGCAAUAAGUUGUUUAUAAUUUGGAAUUCCUGAAAGGGUGUAGAUUCACAAGUAGCUUUCAAAAGAAAAAGGUUGAAUGAGUAUCUGAAGAAGAGAAAAUGGUAGUGAAGGAACAACUUAGUGUGAAUAAUUUGGAUAACUGUUUAAAGAGCUGGCACAGGCAGGAUGAUCUGAAUGUUCCCCUCUGUGCUGUAGGUACAAUAGUUUAUUAGUAACUAAGCCAGUUCCAUAAUCAAUUGUUCCCCUGAGGUACCAUCAGCAAUGCAACAAAUGUGAAGGUUACCACACAGGCACUUCAAGAGUAUUGUGCAUGCAAGGGUUCACUGCUCGCAAUCCACAGGAUUAGCGUUUAAGUUUGAUAAUAGAUGGUCACUACUGGAGAAGCAUAAAAGAAUAAUAAGUUGUGAAAUUGAAUUCGAAAUAUCGGCUCAUUUUCAGCUAGUGUCUGGAAUAGUAAACCACAUUCUAGCUUACACAUGACUGCAGUUUCACACUGUGCUGUGGAUGGAUGUGUUGUCCCAGUCGAAGUGGUGUCCUUCCUCAUCUGUUUGUAAAGGUACUAGUUUGUCCGACAUACAUUGGAAAAACAGGCAGAAAACUAGCCACCAGGAUACAUUAACAUCAACUCACCACAAAAAGACAUGACUCAUUCUCACUAGUAUCCUUACACAUCCAUCCUAAGACAAGCCAAAUAGAGACACACACUUGAGAAUUCCUAGAAGCAUGGCAUUCCAACUGGAAUUCUAUCUACAAAUACAUUGACCAGCCCCUGAGAAAAAGAACAGGAAGUGACAUCACCAGCCCAAGGAAACCUGAACACAAAUAGAAGGUGAGCUAUACCACCAGUGCUUCGUCUGGAAGCUCACUGUGAUGUCACCUGGUAUGGUGAUGAAAUAUCUGAAAAAGAACCUUCCAGCUCAGUGAGCAAACCUACAUCCAGAACCUCAACCUGAGCUACAAACCUUCUCAAAACUUGCUAUUGUAGGGGGGUGUUGCUGUCUUCUCCUGCCAGCCACUGCAAGGAACUCUGAUUUCUGUCAAUUGAAACUGUGGUAGAGGUUGUAGAUUUUUUUUUCUCUAAUCAACUUGUUCAGGGACGUUAUGACAGACCUCUGGAGGAGGUGGGAUUAACCUAAGCCUCUUAGCCAUUGCAUCACCAGAGCUCUUGGUGCAGACUCUCCAUGCCCUUUCCAGGCAGAGAGAACAGAUGUCUGCUUCCUAGCUUCCUAAAUCCAGUGCAUUUUAGCAUCUAGAUACAUGUUGAAUGAUGAAAUGGUUUUACUAUGACAAGGCUAUAUGGGGGAUUAUCCAUAGAAUUAUCGUAAGGUAUUCUAUUCAGUUGUAUACAUUGCAUUUUUUUUUAAACAAUCACCUGUUUGCUAUUUAGUAAUGGUGCUACACUUCAUGUAGGGAGUCCAAGUUGCUGUGACAACAUGCAUGUUGUCAGUGCCAGUAGAAGCUGGAACAUUUUUCCAUCACACAGUUGAUGCUCUUGCCUCCUGCCAUUGAUUUGUUGGAAGGGUUUUGAAGUAGAUAGUCUGUUUUGCCCAUGUUAUGAACAUGCCUUCCUUGGCCAUUAAGUCUGGACAUUAGCUCAAGCCCAGGGAACUUGCUGCUGAGAGGAAGCGAUACUGCCUAUUGUGCCCCAAGACCUCGUAUUUAACUUCAUUUAGUUUUCAUUAAUGCAAUCUUGCCACCUGGUCUUAACUUUUUCUAUCAAUAACUAACAUUUUUGCAGCUAACCAGUCAAAAAUCAUUUAUGCUUCACUCAAAUUUCUCAUCAAGUCCUUUUGAGAAAUAGUGCACCUUAACCCCAAGCUCCAGAAACUCUUAAAAAUAAUAGUCAUUUACUCAAACUUCAAAAUUAAUUGUGCUUGCGUUUUCCAUAAGCCAAUCCACCUCAUCGAAUCCAACCAAUGAAUUUUGUUGAGUACUUUGCAUCAUUUGUUCUACAAUUGUUUACUUCUUGGAGCCUCAAAACUGGAACUUGUCACUUCUCAGACUUUAAUUUUGCAUGUAACCAUUAGAGAGCAUAUGACCAGGAGUGUGUCCUUUAAGUUUCUCAAGCCUUUCUCCACCAUUCAGUUUGCACUGAAGCUGAUCUGUACCUUGACAAUAUUUACCCCCUUGGUUCCAUAUUCCUUAGUACUCUUAGCGAACAAAAAUCAAUCAAUCUGAGUUUUGAAAACUUUAAUUGAUCUAUCCUCAAUAGCAAUUUGAGGGAAGGGUGUUCUAGAUUUUCACUACAUUAAGUAUGAAGAAGCUUUUCCUGAUAUCGCAGAACUCCGAUUCAUAGGUAAUGACCAUUUAUCCUUGAUCUCUCUCGGUCAAACUUUUAAAAUCCAAUUAUCGCAGUUAUAUUCCCCCUUGCCUUAAAAAAAUCAUAGAAUCCCUACAGUGUGGAAACAAGCCAUUCGGCCCUACAAGUCCACAGUGACCCACCGAGGAAUAACCCACCAAGACCCAUUCCCCUACUAUUCUACAUUCACCCAAAGCUAAUGCACCUUACCUACACAUCACUGAACACUAUGGGCAAUAUUAGCAUGGCUAAUUCACCUAACCUGCAUGUUUUUGGACUGUGGGAGGAAACCAGAGCACCUGGAGGAAACCCACGCAGACUUGGGCAGAAUGUGCAAACUCCACACAGACAGUCACCUGAGACUGGAAUCAAACCUAACCAUGCUGGCCUAUUGCAGGUGUGGUGCUUACUUGAAUUAUGGACCUAUACUUGGAUGUCUUAGUGUUGUACAGCAUAAGUGAAAAUCACUGGGGACACAAUUACUAAAAGGUUUACUUGGACAGCCUUGUCUAGAAAAGGGUUUUGGGUGUAUUGGAAUGAAUUGUUCUUGUGUAAAAGAAAAUGGCAUGGGUGUGAUUUAAAUUGCAGGUUAUGAUUUGUGUCUGAGAAAGCUAUGCUUGGAAUUUAUCAACAACAUACAAGUGAACUUUAUUCACUUACCAGGAGGGUUCCCACACAAUGGAUGUUGGCAGACGAGUGAACUGUGGAUAUUUGCACACAAACAGUGGUUGCACAGAACUACAAGAGGGUUGCCAGUGUCUGUGGGACAGUGCUAUAACUUGUUGCCACCUCAAGAGAAACACAGUAAGUUGAAUCGGGGAAAGCUUUGUCGGAAGAAUUCCAACUGAAGGUCAAUGAAGUGCUGCAACCCAAAGAAAACCGACAAAGCCUUUUAAGUGAAGUCGCUUGUAGAUUGAGAUAAGAUGAUGAUAAUUAGUCCAUCUUCAGAAAUGUCAUAAAAUUUUAAUUUAUAAAAUUUGAAAAGUUAAUUCAUUGGAAACCCUAUGUCAUAUCACUCUUGCAUACUUUGCUAUGUCCCCAUUUUCUGUUGUAGUUACAAAUUAAAAGGCAUGAAUGCCAAUUUCAGUGAAGCCCAUACUGGAGGGAAGCUUUCAUGUGAUGAGUGAUGAUAUUGCAAACACGUAUGCAGUUUCACUGCAAAUUUAGUAAAUGGAGAUAAUCUUGAUAAGCUUAAUAACAACCAAAAGAACUGCGGAUGCUGCAAAUCAGAGAUAAAAAUAGAAAUUGCUGGAAAAGCUCAACAGGUCUGACAGCCCCUGUGGAGAGAAAUCGGAGUUAACAUUUUGGGUUAAGUGACCUUUCCUUAGAACAAGUUCUGACGAAGGGUCAUUCAACCCGAAAUGUUAACUCUGCAGGUGCUGCCAGAGCUUUCUCAGCAAUUUCUGUUUUUGAAGCUUGAUCGGCCUUUAUGGUUCCACCUUUAUGCUCGUGUUGUUCGGUAUUGGACAAUAAACUGGCUGCUGAGGCUAAUCAUUUACCAAAGCAGAUUGAAAUUACUAAUCUGAGCCCUACCUACAUGGAACGUUGCUAUCAAGUGAUUGGCUUAGAAUAUCCUCACUUAUUAAGUUUGCCUUUGUAGCAUGCCUCCACUUCUGAGUCAUCUUUUGGUUUGGCUUUCCUAACGUCCUUUAAUGUGGGGUAGAUACACAAAUUGUAUAGAUAGCCCUGGAUACAUGGGUUUAAUCCAAAUCUUUAUUAUUAGGAUCUGUAUAAUGAAUAUGCAAGUGAUUUUAACCAAGCAGCAUAGAACAAAGUAAUGGUACACUGUAAAUGUUGUAAAAAUGUCUGAUAAUGUGAAUAGUGCUUGUAGAGUCUAUAUUUUCCUUGCUGUCUAGUUUUUUUCACAGUAAAGGUAACUGUCAGAAAUUUUGUUCACUAGUAGGCUAUCAAAUUCAGCAUCGCCAGAAGAUCUUGUAGAUAAUCUUCAAGAACACAAUUUAAUUUAGACUGAAGCAGUUUUUCUUUAAAAUAAUUUUUCCUGCCACUGACUUUGUUCCUGAACAUUUUACUGUGCACACAGCAAAGAAGUUCAAUGCGGUCAUUGCAAGCUGCUUCCCAGUAAACACACAUCUGUCAUGGUGUUUGCUUUUUUUUUGAACGAAGAGAUCACGUAAAUGCAACAUAACACUGUGUAUAUUUUUAUUUCAAUAAAUUAGUAGAUCUGAUCUAAUCUUUUUGAUUAGGGUGUUGCAAUGGCUGGGUGU
Messenger RNA from Hemiscyllium ocellatum (epaulette shark), 6328 nucleotides. RefSeq names its product Krueppel-like factor 15. The transcript is spliced from 3 exons. Gene Ontology annotation, biological process: regulation of transcription by RNA polymerase II. The coding region runs from base 302 to 1438 and encodes 378 amino acids. The record is from RefSeq and is a predicted model, not a curated record. Gene Ontology annotation, molecular function: DNA-binding transcription factor activity, RNA polymerase II-specific; RNA polymerase II cis-regulatory region sequence-specific DNA binding. NCBI's taxonomy places the organism in Eukaryota, Metazoa, Chordata, Chondrichthyes, Orectolobiformes, Hemiscylliidae.